CGUUUGAUGGGGAGCGCACAUAGCCGACCUGGCUCACCUCGCGUGCCGACUUCGUGAACCCUCCCGCCCCGCAUGCCGACUCCGCAGGCUCGACCCCGCGUGAAAUACCCCUCUCGGCCCACUUGCUCAGUCCGCUGGCACACCACAAGUGUGCCCCUCGCGCCUUGGCCCAAACUCUCGAGAGGGACAUCACGCGCACCACCUCGCUCUUGCGCGACCUCGAGAAACUGCAAGUGAACCCUUCAUCUGACACGCUGGGCUUUCCCGAAUGGAUGCCGUUUGCAGGCUACGGGGCCGACGCCCACCUCGCUCAACUCGGCUUUGAGAACGGAAAACGAGCUGCGUCGUUUUCCCUUCGCAAAGCCCCAUCUGGGUCCGCGGAACGGGAGAAGGUCUUGGUGGAGGCUGUCCAUGAGCAUCUCAAGACACUGGUCGCGGCAGCCCAAAAACUUCGAUCGGAGAGGGAUGGCGAGGGCGGUGAUGAGGGCGGCGACGAGAGUAGCGAUGAGAGUAGCGAAGGGGGCGGGGACAAGAGCGGCAGCAAGGGCGGCGACGAGAGUGGCAAGACGGGACGUGAAGACGACGUGUCCUCCGCGAGGAACAUUGUGGACAUGCUGCACGCUAUCGCCAGUGAUGCUUUGAAAUUCGAUCCCACAUUGCGGUACAGUCCAUGAAGAUUGCAUGAGAUCACUUCUUCAAAGCUCAGUCAAUACACCAGUAUCCUUUCUCUGUACAGCAUGCAUGCAUGCAAUCAAUUAAGGACUAUAGCGAUGUACGUGCCGCUACGAAGGCAGCGCUGCC
Cutaneotrichosporon oleaginosum is the source of this 801-nucleotide messenger RNA. RefSeq lists its product as uncharacterized. NCBI's taxonomy places the organism in Eukaryota, Fungi, Basidiomycota, Tremellomycetes, Trichosporonales, Trichosporonaceae. The record is from RefSeq and is a predicted model, not a curated record.